GUGCCUGGCCGUGGGCCUUCCUGGGCCUUGUGGAUUGGGGUCCUGUUGGCCAUAAUGCCUCCCCCUGGGGGUCCCUUGUCCUGCUAAUGGCCUCCUGUUUGCCCCAUUAGCCCCCCACAGAGAGAGGCCUUCGCACCCUGUUAGCAGGGCCAUCCAGGACUGCUUUGGGGGAGCCUUAUAAGCCCAAGGCAAGGGAGGAAGGAAGGAGACCCCACUUCAAGGAAGACCCUCUCUCUGCCUCUCUCUCUGUCUUGCCAUGGCCAGGCCUGCUCCUUGCUGCCUCUUCCUCUUCCUCUUGCAGACUGCCUUGGGGUCCGAAGCCCCCCAGUUCAUGCUGGACCUCUACCGAGCCGUGGCCGGGGAUGACGGGGUCACCAAGGGGCACGGCCUCCCCCAAGGAAACACCGUCCGCAGCUUCCUGGACAAGAACCACAGUGGCGCCCAGGGGCAGCUCCUCUUCCGCCUGUCCCGUGAGGCCAAGCAGGAACGGAUCUUGACCGCCGAGCUUCACCUCUUCAAGCUCCGUCCACAGACCCUGGACGGGCCUCGGAGGCAGCACUUCUGCCAGGUGAGUGUGUACCAGGUGCUGGACCUGGCGGGCACGGGCUCCCCUUCUGGGAAGAAGCUGCUCUGCUCCCGCCUCCUCUCCUUACUGGGAUCCGGAUGGGAGGUCUUCUCCGUGACUCAAGCGGUGCAUGACUUGGCGUCGGAGGAGGACAACGGCCUGGGCCUGGUGGUGACCGUGGGCGGGCUGCCAGACCUUGGCUCUGAUCUUGGCCUUGACCCCGCCGUCCGUUUUGCUUCCGGGCGAGACCACCACUCCAGCAGGAAGCCCAUGUUGGUCCUCUUCGCCCAGGACGACAGCCCCGCCGCCCCGCUCCCCAGCAGGGUCUCCAGGGAUGUGGCGUGGCCCCUUCCGGCUCCGUCCCUGAACCGCAUCCGGGGGUCCCGCUCGGCAGAAGUGUCGGUGUGGGCAGAGGAGGAGUCGGACUCUUCCCCUGCGCCGGGCCCAUGCCGCCGGCUCCCACUGGUGGUGGAGGUGGAGGAUCUGGGCUGGGGAGGGUGGGUGAUCUCCCCACGUGGGGUGGGGGCCUACCAGUGCCGGGGGGGUUGCCCCUUCCCGCUGGGGGCUGGCCUGCGCCCCUCCAACCAUGCCGUCCUGCGCUCCAUUGCCCGCGCCCUGCGUCCCCCCGGCCCUCGUGCGCCCCCCGCCCCCUGCUGCGUCCCAGACGCCCUCCUCCCCAUCAACCUCCUCUACUUUGACGGAGGCGACCGUGACAAUGUCGUCCUAAAGCAGUUCCCCGACAUGGUGGCCGCCAGCUGCGGGUGCCGCUGAGGGCACCCCCCCAGCCCCUCCACUGCGAUAGGCAUUAAUGGAGAAAGGCAGGUGGCAGUCAGAAGGUAGUACAGAGGAUCCCUCCUGACAGAUGGCCAUCCAGCCAUAUACAGAUAUAGCUAUCCAUCAUCUCUAUGAGUCAGAAGGGACCCCCCUCCAAAAGGCCAUCCUAUUCAUGUCAAGCAAGAAGGCACAAUCUGAUCCCUCCCAACAGAUGGCCAUCUAGCCAUAGAUACAGAUAUAGCUACUCCCAUCUUCUCCAGAGCCGGCCCUAGGUAAUGUUCAAGUUUAAGCAAACAAUAUUUUAGCACA
Molecule: messenger RNA, 1648 nt
Organism: Anolis sagrei ordinatus
Lineage: Eukaryota; Metazoa; Chordata; Lepidosauria; Squamata; Anolidae
Product: bone morphogenetic protein 2-like
Cellular component (GO): extracellular region
Molecular function (GO): growth factor activity; cytokine activity
Source: RefSeq, a predicted model, not a curated record